Molecule: messenger RNA, 963 nt
Organism: Meyerozyma guilliermondii ATCC 6260
Lineage: Eukaryota; Fungi; Ascomycota; Pichiomycetes; Serinales; Debaryomycetaceae
Exons: 1
Coding region: 1-963 (320 amino acids)
Source: RefSeq, a predicted model, not a curated record
AUGGUUCCCCAGUCUCUGAAUGUUCUAGAGAAAUUGGCGCCUCCUGGGCGUUCCAGAGGAAUUGUGGUGGUCUUUGAUAUUGGAAACCGUCGACAAAAGGGACCUUUGGGUUUCGUUUUUGCAGAAAAAGAAAUAUGGUUUGUUCACGAUGUGGAAGCCAUGGAACAAUAUUUGUUAGAGGCGUUGAACGUCGAAGAUAGAUGUACGGUUUUGGUCUGGUACCAUGACUACCAGUCGUUUUUUUACAUAAUGGGAUUUCUCAGUCGUUUCGAUGGACAGAAACAGCGUGACAAAACGAGCGUAUAUGCUCGAGAAGCAUAUGGCUAUUAUUUAUCAAAGAUAAAUGGAGGAAAGGCAAUUCCUGACCCUGAUCUUCCUCCCUACUUCUGUGACACCCCCUUGCCUUUUGAGCUCAUGGUUGCUUUGGAUCCUUCGAGUUUGCAUCGAGACCAUUUAUCGUCAUCAAGCAUAGGACUCUUGCAAAUACUCCGUACGAUAACCUAUCUUCAUGGGGGUCAAUUUGCCGUGAUCACAGGAUCGGCCAAAACAAAUAGCAACAAUGCUGGAAGUGUGCUUUCAAUUUUGGAAAAAUGUGGAUGUGAUGGAUUUUCAGAUCAUCGUCCUGAAGCUCAGGCAGUUUAUUCUCAUCUGGAGGACGUCAAUUUGCUCAUUCCCAAACUGUGGGAUACCCUUAAAAGUAUCCAGCUGAUUAUCCUUGCCAAAGUGGAAGACGGGGUCAGUCCAAAAAGCUACAUGAUCGAAUCGGAAGACGAUCACUUCCGAUUCAUCGAAACCUACAAGCACUAUCUAUCACAGCCGAACAACACAUCCCAAGAACUUUUGGAUCUCUUGGGUAUCUCUGCGCCGCCAAUUGAGUCCCCAAAGUCAGCCUACCUGGUUCAUGCUGCCCACGAACAACUCUUGAAUGAAAUACAACAUCAAACCACGAAUACCAUCAGUUGA